GUCGAACUUGUGGAUCAAAGCCAUUGAAAGGUGGUUCUCAGUAGAAGGGGCUACACAGGGCGUGCCUUUCGAGGUCUGAGAAAGUGAUGCAGCCGUCCCUGAACUUGAAGCCUGUCCUCCGAAAGCCGAUUUUCCGUCGCGCUUGUAGCUGUAUAAAGUCACAGUGUAUUUGGGGAUGAGAGCAUCGAGCUGUGAGAGUCGUCGUCCAAGAAGCUCUCCGCGACAGCUUUGCAAUUUCGAAAAAGACUGUGCCUUUUGACAGCUUGUUGUCGCUCUGCUUCGUUACAGAGAGGAGUGAAACGAGGAAGCAACUCCGAAACCAUACAUCAAACGUGGGGUGGGGCUGCUGCGCGCGUGAACUGCUUUGCGACGCGUCGUUCUAGUGAGAAGUCGAUACCUCACAAGGCUCAAACAACGACUUGAGACCUAGUUCACAACAAUGUCGUCUGACUGUGAUAUGCCAGAGGCUGCGGCUCCUUCGAACUCCAUCCUAGAAAAGACUCUUCGCCAAAUUGUGCGCAGGGCCGAAGUCGACCCCAUCACUGUCAAACGUGUGCGCAACGCCGCCGAAGAGCGACUUGGACUAGAAGCCGGGUUUUUCAAGGAUCAUGAUGUGUGGAACGAAAAGAGCAAGGAGAUCAUAGAGGAGACAUUUAACGAACCCUCCCAAAAGUCUCCGUCGCCCGAACCUACUCCACAGAAGAAGGCACCCGCCCCAAAGUCCAAACCUACGAAAAGGACCUCCACACGCAAGCCAAAACCAGCCCUUAAACGUCAAAAGCGUUCCACAUCCGAGUCGGGGUCAGAACAUUCCGACUUCGAGUCCGAGGAGGAGAAGCCCAAAUCUAAGCCGGUGUCGAAAAAGCCCUCGGCCACCACAAAGCGUGUAUCUAAGGGCACUGUCGAAUCAGAGGAUGAGGAAGUUGAUGAUACUUCUGAUCACCCAAACGGCGACUCCUCCAUAACGGGGACCCAUGAAGAGAAGCCCGAGGUUGCAGAUGACUCGGAAAGCGAGAUGUCUGUGGUCUUGGACGAACCACCACUCAAAAAGGCACGCCCAAAGAGCACCAGUACUGCCACAAAGACAAAAUCACAGACAAAAGCCAAGGCUUCCAAGGCUGCUGCGAAGCCCGCAAAGGAGGAAACACCAGACGAGGCCGAAAUCAAGCGUCUUCAGGGGUGGCUAGUAAAGUGCGGGGUGCGAAAGAUGUGGUUCAAGGAGCUGGCCCCAUACGACACACCAAAAGCCAAGAUCAAGCAUCUCAAAGAGAUGCUCGAGGAUGCUGGCAUGGAAGGGCGUUACUCUGAACCAAAGGCCAAGGCCAUCAAGGAACGCAGAGAACUGGAAGCAGACCUCGAAGCUGUGCAGGAAGGUGCUAAGCAAUGGGGUAACGAAGGAGAUAGUGGUGAGGAUGACGAGUCUGAAGCGGCGCCUCGACCUCAACGCAGAGCAGCGGCAACUCGCUUCGUGGACUUUGGCGAAGACGAUGAUGAUGACGAGUAAUGAGAAAUGAGUAUCCUUAUCGACUCAUUGGGCGGUCGAUCGUUGAGCAAUUAUGCUGAAAGCAGCGACGGAAGAGAUGAAAAGAACCAGGUUGUAGAACUAGGUCGAUUAUCGUCAGCAUAUACCUUAACGAACAACUCAUCAAUAUGCUUCAAUCCUCCAUCCA
Messenger RNA from Aureobasidium subglaciale EXF-2481, 1670 nucleotides. RefSeq lists its product as uncharacterized. Gene Ontology annotation, cellular component: nucleus. The transcript is spliced from 2 exons. Lineage: Eukaryota; Fungi; Ascomycota; Dothideomycetes; Dothideales; Saccotheciaceae. Bases 440 to 1504 code for a protein of 354 amino acids. The record is from RefSeq and is a predicted model, not a curated record.